AUGAGACCUAAAAAGUUGACAAGCUUCAUAUUAUCCAGUACUUUCGAAUUACCAUCAACAAGACCCAUCCAUUCCCACUUCCUACACUACACUCACCACCAACCCCAACCAUUCCCACCAACCCACUCCUCAGCAUCUUCACCAAACCUCACGAAACCAUUUGCACGAACCCUUCACCAAACCAGAUCAACUUAUCACAAAUCAUUAACCGAAGAACUAAAGUCCCUAACCGAAAGAGAUUUCCAAAAGAACCCAAGGAUAGGACCGUUCCGAAUCCCGACUGACGAAAACCCAAGUUCAUCUAAUUCUCAAAUGAAAUGGAACCAAAUCAGAUGGAAUGAAAAGGCCAAAAGAGUCUUAAGGAACGGGAAAAACAUCCUAGUCGUAGGCUUUGGAGGAUCACUAGGAAUCUUAGUCAUUUAUAGUAUUACAUCUGAACUAUUUGCUCCUUCUUCGUCUACCAACUUAAUGAUUUCGAUCACCGAAACACUAAACCGAUCGAAAAUCUUGAGUGAAAUCUUACAAGUUCCCUACAAGUUUCAUACUUCUGUGCAUUCGAAUGCUUCCAAACGAAUGAAAAACCUCGAAAACUUACCUCAAUGUGUCGAAAUCAGAUUCAUGAUCGAAGGAAGUCCGACAGCUUCUUCAACAACCUACGAGGUCCUGGAUCUAGAAUGGUGGAAAAGUAUGACAAAGAGAUGGAUUGGUCCAUUGAUCACUUCUGAAGUAAAUCAUCAAGGGAUUUCUAAUAAACCGAAUGUAAAAGAUCUUGUGACUGAAAAAGAUGAUCAUCGUCAAAAGGAUUGGUUAAAAGAAUUAGUAGGUAGUCUUUUACCUAAACCAAUGACCCAAGGCUUAUCAAAAACCAAAGAAAGAAGUUGGAAAGAAAAAAGGUUACCUACUUUAGGUACUUUUACCCAAGGAGAAGUCACAGCCAAAAUUAUCAAAGAAGGAGGAGGUGAAUGGAAAUAUAAUGCUUUGUUUAUUGAUUUUCCAAAUUCUAGGAUUUGUGAGUAUAGAUUAGAUGUUUUGAAUGAGAUUAGAAAGAUGGAUAUCAAAGAUCAAGAAAAAGAAGAGAGAGCGGGGCCUACUAGGUAUCGGUUUUGGACUAGAAGGAUUAGUGUUUAG
Molecule: messenger RNA, 1128 nt
Organism: Melampsora larici-populina 98AG31
Lineage: Eukaryota; Fungi; Basidiomycota; Pucciniomycetes; Pucciniales; Melampsoraceae
Exons: 3
Coding region: 1-1128 (375 amino acids)
Biological process (GO): protein import into mitochondrial matrix
Cellular component (GO): TIM23 mitochondrial import inner membrane translocase complex
Source: RefSeq, a predicted model, not a curated record